UUGUGUGUGGCGUUCAUCGCAGGAAGGUCUGCGGGAAGAUCUAAGCCAAACCUUAACAUAAGUGUCACUAUAUCGCGCGACCCUUCAGCAAUGAACAGGAUUCGGAUCCACGUGUUGCCGUCUAGUAGGGGUAGAGUGACUCAGACUGCUCGAGCCCAGGAGCCUCAGACCUGCUCACAUACCCAGAGACCCUGUUCACAGCCUCGCCUGGAGGGUCUAGAGUACUGCAUCAAACACGUACUAGAGGAUAAGAAUGCUCCUUACAGGCAAUGCAGCUAUGUGUCCAAUAAGAAUGGCAAGCGCUGCCCCAAUGCAGCCCCGAAACCAGAGAAGAAAGAAGGGGUUACAUUCUGUGCUGAGCACGCACGCAGAAAUGCUUUGGUUCAACAAGCUCAAAUGCGGAAAGCCUCCUCGGGACCUUCCCCUGAAGUUCUGCUGUCUCAGCUCAGUGGCUACAGUCGGCCAGAGUCUGGAGUUUACAGUCAAGAGGGGCGUAGUGAAGCUAGUCGCAUACUAGAUGACAGCUGGAGUGAAGAGGAUCAGGACCCAAUUGUUUUGGAUCAAACAUGGAGAGGAGAACCUGACAGUGAAGCUGAAAGCCUUGACAGUGACCAUGAAGACCCUUUGAAGCAUGCGGGUGUAUACACAGCAGAGGAAGUGGCACUCAUCACCCGGGAGAAGCUAAUCAGACUUCAGUCCCUCUACAUUGACCAAUUUAAACGCAUGCAACAAUUAUUGAAAGAAAAGAAACGACGCUACCUGCACAGCCGCAAAAUUGAGCAUGAGACAAUUGGGAGCAGCCUGCUAACAGGUCCAGAAGGUCUGUCCAUGAAGGAGCGAGAGAACCUGAAGAAAUUAAAGGCCCUGCGUCGCUACCGUCGCCGCUAUGGCGUGGAGGCUUUGUUACAUCGUCAGCUCAGAGAGCGUAGACAAGCUAUUACUGAGGGAGGAACACCACAGGCAAUGCGUUUUGGCCAGAGGUGCAUUUCUUUUGUGGAGGGGACACGCUGCUCAAAUCAAUGUCUGCCAAUGACUCGUCAUUGUGUCUCUCACAUUUAUCAAGACAGUAGCCAAGUUUUAUUCAAGAUGUGCCCAGGCCUGAAGGAUGUUCCUUGUGACCGGCCUGUGCACAUGGGACAGUCAGAGGAGCCCCGUUGCCCUCUGCACCUGUCCCUACCUCCACCCAUGUACCAGCCUGAACAGGAGUCUCUUGCCCCGGAGGAGCUGGCUUCUGCACCCACAGACAUGUACCUCAGUGCCGCAGAGCUCCAGCCAACAGAAAACCUACCUCUGGAAUUCAGUGAUGAUCUUGACAUUGAAGAUGAGGGUUUGCAGUGUCCUCCGUCUCCCUUGCUAUUUGACACCGCGCUUGCUUUAGAGGACCAAACCAUCAGAGAGAUUGCAGAGGCCCCCAUGGACAUACUGACAGGGGCAGAGCAGGAUGAUCUUGAUGCCUCUCCCCAAGAUGCAAAGCUGUCUGAUAAAGAUGAGGUGGAUGAUCAGGUUGAAUCUGAAAUACUUGAAGCAGUUGGACAAGCAGUCGCCACACAGAAUUCAUCACAGGACUCUGACAUGAAAACAACAGAUGCCUUAUUCUGACCUGAUUUUCUCAGCUGCUGUACUGUUCAUAUUUCAAACUGUUUCAAUAACUUUGCCUAAAAGCCAUUUUUCAAGAAGCAUGUUUUCAUUGCUAAAAACAUUGAAACAAAACCUUUUCAUUUCAUAAAAUAUCACUAGGCAUAAUGGUCUCCUAGUAAAUCAUUAGAUAACUAAAUGUAGUGAUUGGACCCCAAGUUUUUUCUCUUGUGAAAUUAUAAGGAAUUUGAAGUGCAGGUGAGGAUGAGAAGUGUUUCAUUACAGUUUCACCAAGCUGCAGAGAGUUUCAGCACAUCACCAUUUUUUCCAAGUACAUUUUUAGUUCCAUAUUUGCAAUGCAUUGUCUGCUUGGAUUUUUUCUUUAAAUACAUUUUUACAUUGUG
This is a messenger RNA of Xyrauchen texanus (razorback sucker), 1979 nucleotides long. Its product is annotated as KAT8 regulatory NSL complex subunit 2-like. The coding region runs from base 91 to 1599 and encodes 502 amino acids. The transcript is spliced from 10 exons. Gene Ontology annotation, cellular component: NSL complex. The record is from RefSeq and is a predicted model, not a curated record. NCBI's taxonomy places the organism in Eukaryota, Metazoa, Chordata, Actinopteri, Cypriniformes, Catostomidae.